This is a messenger RNA of Durio zibethinus, 1755 nucleotides long. RefSeq names its product FKBP-like peptidyl-prolyl cis-trans isomerase family protein. Gene Ontology annotation, molecular function: peptidyl-prolyl cis-trans isomerase activity. Lineage: Eukaryota; Viridiplantae; Streptophyta; Magnoliopsida; Malvales; Malvaceae. The record is from RefSeq and is a predicted model, not a curated record.
CCUAAACAAACUUUCAAUAUCGAGCAUGGACCUGACACAGUCAAUGAACAUCUCAAACAAAAAUAUUUCACUUUAAAUUGUUAAAAAUAUCGAAAAAAAUCAAUUUGUAUUUUUGUAUUUAGAAAAUUGACAAAAAUUAAAAUGAAAAAAAAAGAAAGAAAGAGUAAGCUCUUGUUGAUAUGGCAUAAGGCCAUUGGCUAUGGAGCUAAAAGGUUGUUGAGAUGGUUUACGGAAAUUGCAGCCCCAUAACCAAUUGACUAUGAGGUUGCCUUGCCUCAUCCAUUUCCAUAGAACCUUUCAUUUUACACAAGUUCUUUGUUUCUCAGAAUGCAACUGCAAGCUCUUUCAUUCCGAACCUUGGUUCAAUUGCCUUGUUUUUUCAACUUGCCACCAAGUAAACAGCCCAAGGAUGUUAUGACUAGGCACUUGCAUAACAGACACCCAUCAGUAACAGUAAAAAGUUUGCCUAGGAGGGUGCUUUUGCAGCUUAUGGGGUUCGGUCCGAUAUCAUUGUGCAUUUAUCCUGUUUGUGCUGCCCCAAUGCAAGAGAUGAAAGACCCUGAAGUAAUUCGGACUUUGAAGCUACCCAGUGGGGUGAGAAUUCAAGAAAUAAUUGAAGGGAAGGGACCAGAAGCUCAUGAUGGAGACUGUGUACAGGUGAACUAUGUAUGCCGACGAUCAAAUGGAUAUUUUGUUCAUAGCACCGUGGAUCAAUUCAGUGGAGAAAGCUCUCCUGUUACCCUUCCUUUGGAUGAGAACCAGAUUAUAAAGGGCUUGAAGGAUGUUUUGACAGGCAUGAGGGUUGGAGGCAAGAGAAGAGCACUAAUACCUCCUUCUGUGGGAUACAUCAAAGAAAACUUGGAACCAAUUCCUGACGAGGUUUCUCUCCCAGUUCUCUUAAUAAUGUUGUCCAGUGAACUCUCUUCCUCCCCUUCUUUCGGUUUCAUUUCUAUUUUGGAGCCUGCUAUCUCCUUACACUCUGAUUCUUUGUGUCGGAAUCAAGUUUUCAAUAAAGCAUUUUCCCAUCAAGUCAUCUACUUUUGUUACAUUUUAUUGUUGUCGACUGCAGUUUGGUCCUCGGCGUAGCCUGUUAUCUCAUGCCAAAGAACCUUUGAUCUUCGAGGUGCAGCUCCUGAAGAUAUUAUAAAUUUUCUGGGUAUUUGUAUUCCAAAUCGUAGAAUAUUGCAUUUUUUGUAUAUUUCUGGCUCUGUGUGAGCCUGCCAAGACAUGUUGUCUUAAAAACAUUCAACAGCAACAGAUUAUAACCAUGCUUUCUUAUAUGUAAUCAGAGUGAGAUUCUGAGAAAAAAAUGCUAGUGCCAAAGAUCUAAAGGCAGAAUGCAUGUCAUGGAAGUUUGAAAUCCUGGUGAAAAUAUUUGAUCAAGGUUAUUCCUAUUGUCCUCCCAUACAAAUGAAACAUUUUACACAGUGAGAAACUAUCUAGUGGAUAUCAAAACGAGGUUGUUUUGUUCCACUCUCAAAAGUAUUUUAAGCCAUACAUGCAUAUAUCAGAUUCAGAAUCCUCUCAACAACUGCAGAUCUGGCAACUUUUUUAUCUUGAUAUGAUUACUUUCAUUUGGAUAAAUUUGUUAAGGCAGCAGUGGCACUGCAAGCUGAAGAACAAAAGUUGAAGUGGGUCAUUUCCAACUUACUUUUUGCCCAUUAAUUAAAUUCAUUAGGACUUCAUUUUGCCAAUCUAAUGCUGCAGAAGCCUUCUUUAGCAGAAACUUCUUUACACCUUUUCAAUCAAAAUUAU